AAUACCUGGCAACCCAUCUCCCGGCUACAUUGAUAAUAGGCAGAGAGGCGGAGCGACGCUAGUGUCUUGGUAGAUUCUGGAACCUCAUGCCCACUAUGGAGAAAGUAUCACAACUGAAAGAUCAAGGUAACAAAGCGCUGAGCGCAGGAAAUGUUGAGGAGGCGGUUAAGUGCUACACAGAGGCCCUGGCGUUAGACCCUUCCAAUCACGUCCUCUUCAGCAACCGCUCUGCCGCCUAUGCCAAGAAGGGCGAUUAUGACAAUGCCCUGAAAGAUGCCUGCCAAACAAUCAAGAUCAAGCCGGACUGGGGCAAGGGUUACUCGAGAAAAGCUGCUGCUUUGGAGUUUCUUGGGCGACUAGAGGAUGCCAAAGCGACCUAUCAGGAGGGGUUACGUCAAGAGCCGUCCAAUCAGCAACUCAAGGAGGGACUUCAGAACAUGGAAGCACGGUUAGCAGAGAGGAAGAUGAUGAACCCAUUUUCCAUUCCCAACUUGUAUGAAAAGCUGGAGGGUGACUCUCGAACCCGAGCGCUGCUGUCGGACCCCAGCUACAGGGAGUUGCUGGAGCAGCUCAGGAACAAGCCCUCAGAGCUUGGCACUAAACUGCAGGACCCUCGUGUGAUGACCACUCUCUCAGUGCUGCUGGGGCUGGAUCUGUCUGGCAUGGAUGAAGAUGACGAACCGACUCCGCCCCCUCCUCCUAAACCCAAAGAGACAGCUCCGCCCCCUCCCAAACAGGAAGACCUGCCAGAGAACAAGAGAAUGGCUGUGAAGGAGAAGGAGCUGGGAAACACUGCAUAUAAGAAGAAAGAUUUUGAUACUGCACUGAAGCACUAUGAAGAAGCUCUAAAGCACGAUCCCACCAACAUGACCUAUCUUUCAAACCAAGCAGCUGUACAUUUUGAAAAGGGGGAUUUUGAGAAGUGCAGAGAGCUUUGUGAGAAGGCCAUUGAGGUGGGCAGAGAGAACCGAGAAGACUACAGACAGGUUGCCAAGGCAUAUGCCAGGAUUGGUAACUCCUAUUUUAAGCAGGAGAAGUACAAAGAGGCGGUCCAGUUCUUUAACAAGAGUCUGACAGAGCAUCGCACACCUGACGUCCUCAAGAAAUGCCAACAGGCUGAGAAGUUUUUGAAGGAUCAGGAGAAGCAGGCCUACAUCAAUACAGAUUUGGCUCUUGAAGAGAAAAACCAGGGCAAUGAUGCCUUCCAGAAAGGUGACUAUCCUUUGGCCAUGAGACAUUACUCCGAGGCCAUCAAGAGAAACCCUUAUGAUGCAAAACUCUUCAGCAACAGAGCUGCCUGCUACACCAAACUACUGGAGUUCCAGCUGGCCCUUAAGGACUGUGAGGAGUGCAUCAAACUGGACCCUAACUUCAUUAAGGGUUACACACGCAAGGGAGCAGCACUGGAGGCUAUGAAGGACUUCUCUAAAGCAAUGGAUGUGUACCAGAAAGCUCUAGAUCUCGAUUCCAACUCAAAGGAGGCCACAGAGGGUCUGCAACGCUGUAUGAUGAGCCAUGCAACACGUAACGACAGUCCAGAGGAUGUGAAGCGGAGGGCCAUGUCCGACCCAGAGGUGCAGCAGAUCAUGAGUGAUCCUGCCAUGCGCAUGAUCUUAGAGCAGAUGCAGAAAGACCCACAGGCCCUCAGCGAUCAUCUAAAGAACCCUGUCAUCGCUCAGAAAAUUCAGAAACUGAUAGAUGUUGGGCUAAUAGCUAUUCGGUGAUCCAAGGAAACCAGAAGAAAACCAGGACAUUUUUCAUCUCCAGAACAACAACAGAAGAAUACGAAGGAUGGCGGCAUUCCAAAUUAUUUACUUCAUCAAAUUUAACAGGCACUCUUACCCUUCUCCUCCCAAUCGUCCCAAUAGGAAUGUAUUUUUUUUAAAGCCUUAAUUGGAUUGAAAAUGCAACGGUCUUUCCUCUGCACUACAUUCACUAGUGUCAGUUGUACAAGUCGUGGUUUUCAGGCGUUACAGUGUUACAGAACGAAAAGAUCUAGCCAGAGUGUUAAAAGAGUAGUUUUGAGCCUUCAUAUUAAAAGCUUUUUUUUUUUUAUUCAUUUUUUACAUCUCAAUAUUUGCCAUUAUUAUUAUUUUUUCAUUUUAGUAUAAUUUCAUAAUGCUUAAAUGCAGAUAUGUCAUUCUGAAUCUGUCCUCUUUAUGAUUUUUGUACUUGUUUUUUCCCCCUGCUUUGGAGGAGAAGAGGGGAGUGGAGCGAUAUGACAUUAGCUUGCCAUCAGUGAUUAAUUUUCACAUAGUAGGCCUGUUAGAAAUCUGUCUGUCUCUGAAUCUGAAUGCUUUGCUAUUAUUGUACUAUAUAAUGCACUUCUAUGUGUGGGGAAGAGGUUCACCGCUCAGAGGGCUUGUUCAAGCUAAAUCGCCUCUCACCUGUUUCGCUUCAGUUCAUACUUUGCGAUCGAUUAACUGACUGUGAUUUCAGCAUCACCAUAUUGAAAUGCAACAUCAGUUUAAUAAAGUUCUGGAUCCAUGAA
Messenger RNA from Rhinichthys klamathensis goyatoka, 2491 nucleotides. RefSeq names its product stress-induced phosphoprotein 1 (gene stip1). Gene Ontology annotation, molecular function: Hsp90 protein binding. The transcript has 14 exons. Bases 87 to 1724 code for a protein of 545 amino acids. Lineage: Eukaryota; Metazoa; Chordata; Actinopteri; Cypriniformes; Leuciscidae. The record is from RefSeq and is a predicted model, not a curated record.